Molecule: messenger RNA, 6976 nt
Organism: Trichoplusia ni (cabbage looper)
Lineage: Eukaryota; Metazoa; Arthropoda; Insecta; Lepidoptera; Noctuidae
Product: max-binding protein MNT-like
Exons: 14
Coding region: 1977-3911 (644 amino acids)
Biological process (GO): regulation of transcription by RNA polymerase II
Molecular function (GO): protein dimerization activity; RNA polymerase II cis-regulatory region sequence-specific DNA binding; DNA-binding transcription factor activity, RNA polymerase II-specific
Source: RefSeq, a predicted model, not a curated record
CCGGGCUGCACGCUGCACCGCACCAAGGUCAGCCGCCGCACGCAUGCGCGUCCUCCCCCCUCUACCUGCCACCUUAUCGGAACUGGGAACCUGCACCCGUGCCACUUAUGCGUUCCUGUGACUUGCACUCCAAAUAAUGUCCGCAACGUCGCUCGGAUGCUUCGUACUUGAAGGAACUUUUUAAGUGUCGUCAAUGACUUCAUUAGUCUCUUUAGAAAGACUGUCUGCGUUUCUGUUUUAAAAAUCUUUUUGUAUUUCGUCUGUGUUAAAACUAAAAUUUUGAUUUUGUCUCCUAAUUUAAUGAGUGUUGUUUGAGGUGUCAUUCUACUCCUCUACUAAUCGUCAGCUUAUAUAGAACAUUUAAAAGCAUGUACUAUCGUUUUCCUAGUUCCUUUAAAAUAUAAUUUCACCUAAAAUAUCAGUCAUGCCUGUCAAGUAACUGCUAAUGACUUCAGCUACAGACUUCACAGUUCACAUGCGCUUAAGGCUUGACUUGUUUAUUCCGCUUCCGCAAGCCGAUCAGGGUUCAGGGCUCUACAACUAAAGUGUUCGCCUAUUCUUGGCGAGAUCACCGGCGCUAGACGUGUAUCUUGAAUGUAAGAUAAAUAAACAUAAGUAUAUAGUGUGGUGGAGAUAACACGUGCCACUCGCGCCUCGCUCCUAGCGUAACGCGGUCAAAUACUGAACGAUCUCGCAGCUCUGCCGUAAACAUGGAGAAAUCCUAUUAUGAAGAUUAGUACUCGUGACGUAAGAGCUAUACUUAAUUUACAAGUUAAUUCGUAAAUAGUAGUUUAAAGUACGAAAGCAGUUACUCCUAGUAGCAAUCUUAUCGGUACAUUUAAUUGUAAACAGUCGAUACCAUGUUGAGUAUUGUGACUGGUCCUUCCAGCCGGAUACUAUAACUGUCCUAACUUUACAGUAAUACUAGCUUCAUCUGGGUCGAGCUACUUGUUACUUGUAGUUUCGUGUUAAAGUAUGUUUACGUGUUCGUAAGGGGAUGUCUGAUACUGCCGGUUGCGUCGGCCACGUAUCAUUAGAAAGCUACGCCAUUGUGGCUCGUGCAUAAGGAGCGGCGCGUCGCAACUCGCUACGCGACAGUCGGCUCCUACGUUAGUUCGCACAGUUACGCCGCUCGAUUCGGUUGCAAUGUUCCAUUCACCUUAUUUGUCGGCGACGAGGUUCACUGACUUGAGCGCCGACCGACUAACUCCUCGGAACACGUCAUCUGCGUGCUAAUGCCGCUGUUUCAUCACCUACGGCCGAUCGGCGCAAAGUUCUUUAAAUUCUGUAGGUGUCCCGCAGCGCGGCCGCCGGGCGACCUCUUUUCGCGGGCGACAACGAAUGCGUCGCACGCCGUCCAUGCAGCGUUAUGUAAAGUCGAGAGCGGUGCAGCGGUGAGCGUUGCGCUCGACCGCGUGCGCGCCCCCCGCGUGCGUCUCCCUCCUCGCAAUUUCGUUCGCCGUCGGUUUCACUCGCCACGAGCGGCGGUGCGGGGUUCCGGAGGUCGCGCACCUCCCGCCUCCUCCACCCUCCUCGGAGACGGAGCCGGUCCGCGGUCCGCAGCGGCCACUCAGUCGUCGAGCGGAUUGCGUCGACGGCGGUCGGCUCCGCGCCUCGGCUGUCGCUGCCUAGUCUGAUGACCCGCUGUCACGUCAUGCCGACGCUGACAUUACUCGAGUGAAUCGCACCGCCCGCGUCGUCGCGUUUGCAAUAUACCGCCGGUCGCGCUUCCGUUUCGGGAGUCUUUAGUGAUUUCGCGGCUGCGUUUGCGACGGUCACGAACACACUCGUCGAGCUGACGACGUUGUGUCGAAAAUAGCAAAAUUUAUACGGCAUUUAAGAAAUGGUGAAUAAGUGAUUAAAUAACAAAUAAGUAAACCAAGUGACUAUUAAGGAUUUAAAAAUGAAUAGGACGCAAGUGAGACUAUGACACAGAACACUAGUAGUAGUUAGUUAAUGUAGUGGCCCAUUGUAGAAUGGGUAUACUUAUGGAAACCACCGAAGCGAAAGUGGGCACUGCCGGUUACCGGAGACGUCGCGUGCAGCCUGAACUGUUCGGCGCGAUGGCAGCUCCCGGCGAGUUCUACGCCGACACCCUGCACACCAUAGCCAUCAACACCAGGGAGACAGAAUUCGGAAGCAUCGUAGAACCGAUACCGAUCACGCUAAAGGCGUACAAGCAGUUCCAAGCUCACGGGCAUUCCAUUAACGGAUACGGGUUCCCGCAGCAGCAAAUGAUCACAUCCUUGGUGGCUGCUCCUCGGCUCCCAGAAGUGGAAAGACCUUCAACGUCCAGCUUUCGUCCAAGUCCCGUGAAGGAUGAAGUCAAAGAUGCUCAAAAAAUAACCCGACCUCCCAAGAAGAAGUGGAUAAAAGAGUAUCUAGAGGAGGAGCCGAAGUCGCCGGUGUCGGUGCGAGUGGUGACAGGGCUGCCGGUGACGCCGCGCAGCAACGGUGUCGUCCGGCCGACGUCGCCGGUGCCGGUAGCGCCCCCCUGCCUCCCCGCACCCGCACCGCCCGUCGUUGCGCUCGAGCCGGUCCUCACAGCGACCGUCCCUCCUCCCGCGCCCCUCCUCGACUUCGCACAAGAACAUUCCAGGCCGCGGACGACGAGUAUCAGUCAUGGGCCACCCCCAAUCCCUUCCCCUCCGUCGGUCAGCAGCAACGGCAGCGGCAGUGGCUGCAGCAACGGUAGCGGCAGCGGGGGCAGCAGUGGCAGCGCGCCCCGCGCCGGCACGCGAGAAGUGCACAACAAGCUCGAGAAGAACCGCCGAGCUCACCUCAAGGAGUGCUUCGAACUCCUCAAGAGACAACUGCCCGCCACGCCCGAUGAUAAGAAAACCUCCAACCUUUCUAUACUGGGCUCCGCUAUUAGAUAUAUACAGGUUCUUCGACGUAAGGAACGCGAUUGUGAGCACGAGAUGGAACGGCUAGCUCGCGAAAAGAUCGCAGCGCAACAGCGGCUCUCCGCCUUGAAAAGAGAGAUCUCGGUCCGAACAACUGUUCGCCCUCGCAGUAUCGAUUCAGCUGACGAUAAAAGUAUGGACGAAACUAUUAAUGGACCAGUUUUAGGAAUUCCUUUAAGUAUAUCAGCAUCGCCGCCACGUUCCGUUUCACGAAUGGAAACGUCACCUCCGCGUACUCUAAACCUAAGCACGAAGUUGCGUACGCUGCCUAUACAAAUCACACCCACUACCUCGCAGGUUGUGAGGACAUCGUAUGGGACGAGACCCAAUACUUUGACACUUACAACACUUGCGCCGGCAGAUACUUCUACACAAAAUGGGCAGACAACCGUAGAAAAUGGCGUAACGAACGCGCUCAGCACAUUAGUACAUCCAGCUCAAAUACAUUUGCCUAUCUCACAAGUGGUCGGCAGCAGUGGCUUAGUGGUUAGUCCCGCGGCAUUACAGCUGUUGUCUACUAGCAGCGGGCUGCGGGUGCUACAAGGUCCUGUUCAUACUAAUGGUGUGACAACAACCACAGUGGAAAGUAGGAUAUCAACGUUAACUAAGGAAAACGGAUUAGUUUCCCCCACGCCGGUGUCUACGACAACAGACGGCAGCGUGGUAGUGAACGGGUUGACGCCGCUGGUGGUGUCACAGCCCGCCGCGCAUUUGUUACAAACGCACACCCUUACACAUAAGGACAAGACGUGUAAAGACUCGCGGUCUCAGCGAGCGGCGCGGCGCCCGUACGCGCGGCCCGAGCUGCCGCCGCACCCCACGCAGCGCGCCUCCACGCCGCGACACCUCGAUAACUCGUAUAUUAAUUUCCUCGAGAUGGUAGAGACGCAGAUGGUGAAGGGCAGCGUGGCGCCGCUGACGGUGAGCGCGCAGUACCUGUCGGCCACCACCAUCGUGAAGCCCGUGGUGGUGGUGUCGGCGCCCGGGCCCGCGCCCUCGUCGUGAGCCCGGCCGCGCCGCCCGCGCGCUCUGCCCGCCUGGUACCCGCCGCCGCCCGCUGCGCAGGCCCGGUGAUACCUCGGUGUCAUACGAUCGGGAUCAAACUCUUCGCUAGUCUUCUAUCGAUGGCCAGGAAUGCCAUACACUGCCAAAGUUAACUUGAAGCAAUAAAUCAGUUAUACGUAUCUUAAUGCCCCAGAAGAUGAUCACCGAGCUUGAGAUGAAGACCCCAGUGUCGGUCAGUGAGUCUACCUCGCCUAAACACGACGACCAUUCUCCGUGGAACAUGAGACGGGCGGACGGGCGAUGUCGGUACUGACAUCCUUGUCACACUGCAGUUUUAUUAAUAUGUGCGAAAGAGAUGAGUAGACGCCGAUGUGUGUCCGGAACGCGGAACGCGCGUCUUAUGUUAAGACCGCGCGAAUGUAUAAAAUGUAUUUAUGCAAUGCCUACUAAUAAAUACUAUAGUGGUCGUUUAUUUCAAAGACGGUGUGAGCAAAGUGACAAUGUGUGAUGGACUUCAGUGGAUAUCAAUAACCGAGUAAAUCCGCGUCAUAUUUUUGUACUAGAUAACGUUUUCGCAUUGUGAUCGAAUUGAACAAUAAUUUGAAUGGAUGUAUAAAUUAUUUAUUAACUUUUAUUUAUUGUUUAAAGUCAAUAUAAGAAUCAAGUUUGUGUAGAAUCAAAAAUGGAAUGGAGCGGAUGCCUGCGAGUGAGUGGCAGCGAGUUGUCGGCACGUGUAACAUCACUUGGCUUAGCACACGCGGCCGCGGCUGUGACGUCACGCUGCCAGCGCGGUGUGGCACAGAUUUAGAACAUGUUUACUGUUCAUUUCUGAGUCGCGCGUGUCAACUGAGCGCUGAUGUCACAGAGUGAACGUUUAUGCUAAGCUCAUCAUGACCCCCAUUCAAUAUUAAUUAGCAAAUCUGGUUCAAUAUACGAUAGAAAGGAAUCCCUCUGUGAAAUAUAAUAUUAGGCUAAAAUGUACUUGUUAUGUAUAGAACUAACAAGAUAAAGUUUAUUUUUUCUAUAUCUGUGAUGUGUGCAGUUAGGUACCGUAGUUAUGGAAACUCUGUACAAAGACCUCUUUAGAUGUUGUCAAUUUCUAACAGUUGUGUAUAAUGUCGUUAAGGACAUAUUGGAAUUAAUUAAUUAGCUAAUAAAUAAAUAUGUGGCUUAUAUUUGUCGCGUAAUGCAAUAUGUACUUGGUAACACCUUUUGUGAUAAGUGGGCAUUGCACCCGGAGACCGGAAGUUCUGAGCAAUUUUAAUAAUAGAACAUGUAGACUCGUGCUGUCCUGCUCAAAUGUUUAUUUUACAGUACCGUGUGAUGAAAUGGCACUAUUUGUUACUUCAUUUUAUUUGUAAGGUUAGAUUUACGACCAAGAUAGCUCUUGUUGUUUAUGUUGUCCUGGUCGUCGGAACAAGGUCUGGCCGGGUUGCAUGGGCCUGGUGGCCGUCCUCACUGUGUGCCUACUAACUGAUGUAAGGAAAAAGAGUUGUUAUUAUUAAUGGUCAAGUCGCAAAGUGAACUUAUAAGUCUGUUCUACUUACUCAAUGUUAUGUACAAAAUUAAAUUCAAUCCUUCGUUAUAAAACAGGUAAUGUUGACAGUUCGAGUUCGCGAUCUUAAUAUAUUUUUGGACUCAUUGAAUACUAAAAGAAUUCUCCUAGAAAUUAAUUAACAAUUAUCAGUUAUUGAAGUGUUUUUAAUCUGUUGAGAUCGCGUAUAGCUUAUUAAUCGUUAGUGCAUAUGAAACGAUUACGUUUAUUCUAAGACAAUAGGAUCAAAGAAUGGCGAGAGGUGGGAUCACGAUGAUCUGUGACCUAAUUGUGCCAACAUUAGCUGUUAUUGUUGAGAUACUGUAGUUGCAGUUCGUUUAUUUAUUGUCUAUAGGACAGCAUAAUAUGUUAAAAGUUUUUCGAGGGCGUAAUUAAGAACAUAGUGAAACUCUGCUUUAAGUAUAUGUCUUUUGCGGUCGUAUUGUGACGUUUUAAGUAAAACCUUCAUUGUUUUCAUGGAAGACGGAUCAGCUAUUUGAUAAGGCUUAUCUGUUUUACAACGAAACAAUUUGAACUCUAUUACGUCACGAUACGGUCGCAAAUCAUUAAACAAGUUCAUUUGUAAGAUUAUAUGAAUGCCUAAUUAUAUUUAACGUAGGUAUUCAUAAAAUUAAGUGUUCAUGUAUGAAGAGCGUUUUUCUUUAUAUUGUUGUAAGACUUACGCCCUUGAGCGAAUACUAUAAUGUAAGAAACUGUUUGUAAAAUAAUACAUGUUAUCACGAAUCGAGCUUUAAAAAUCCAAUUACAUAUAGUGCAAUAUCAAAAAAUUUGCUAAUCGAUAUUUUUGCAAAAAUAUUAGUUUCGUGAUUGUACUUGUCAAUCUCUUAAUAUUUAACAAAGAAACUGGGCCAAUUCUUUUAAUACUUACAUUAUAAAGUCAUAAGUUCUUCCUUUGGAUUAAAUUAUUGUCGAUAUAAGAGUAUCCCAAAUGUUCUAUAAUUUUUUACUGUCGCGUCCUUUCCUCAGUACAACGGGAUGGUAACAGAAUUCUAGAGCUUUUCGGUAAAAAAAGGUUUAUAAAUAAGAUUAUACAUAUUUAAUAAAAAAAAACAUUUCGGAAAUUGUUGAUUGGCUGUGAUGUUUUACCUACAAAGUUUCGGACAGUUUCCGUUAACAUAAACAUGAAUAUUUGCUAAAAAUCACUAAUACAUAAGCUCACAAAUAAAUAAAUCUAUCUAUCGUAUAAUUUUGUUAUCAUUUAAAGCGAAUGCCUUUCCCAGCGCCAUCUGUGUCGCGCUUACUGUAAACUGAGAACCCAAGGCCCGCUCCUAUCUAGAUUCUAUUUUUAAAAUAUAUAAAAAAAAACAGUAUUUUUUUCUAAUGCUUUUGAUAUGCGAAAAGUUUGUCACUUUGCCUAAGAAUAGGUGAAAUAAAAAUGUAUAAAUAAUAUAAAUAAAGAGAGAAAAUUAUUUUAGUUGUAAUAAUAUUGUGAAGCGAUAAUGCUCAUGUAAAUAAUGAAGUAGUGUAUAAAACUAAUAUGUUAGAAAUACACAGGAAAUUACAUAUAAAA